Arxiozyma heterogenica is the source of this 1041-nucleotide messenger RNA. It is a transcript of the gene ERG27, whose product is annotated as 3-keto-steroid reductase. Gene Ontology annotation, molecular function: 3-beta-hydroxysteroid 3-dehydrogenase (NADP+) activity. Gene Ontology annotation, biological process: ergosterol biosynthetic process. The coding region runs from base 1 to 1041 and encodes 346 amino acids. The transcript has a single exon. The record is from RefSeq and is a predicted model, not a curated record. Gene Ontology annotation, cellular component: lipid droplet; endoplasmic reticulum membrane; mitochondrial outer membrane. NCBI's taxonomy places the organism in Eukaryota, Fungi, Ascomycota, Saccharomycetes, Saccharomycetales, Saccharomycetaceae.
AUGGGUAAGGUCGCGGUUAUUACUGGAACAAACAGUAAUCUUGGAUUGAAUAUUGCUUAUAGGUUAAUUGAAAAAACACCCAAUGAUCAAACUUUAACAAUUGUGGUAACAUCAAGAACUCUUCCAAGAGUUAAAGAAGUCAUCGAAUUAUUAAAAAAGAAAGUAAAACAACUAAAUAAGCCAUUAGGCUGCAUCAUUUAUGACUAUAUUUUAGUUGAUUUUACAAACAUGGUUUCUAUAUUGAAUGCAUGGUACGAAUUAAAUAACAAUUACCAAGAGAUUAACUAUUUCUACGUUAAUGCUGCUCAGGGGGUUUAUGAUGGGAUUGAUUGGUUCGGUGCUGUUAAAGAGGUGUGUUCUAAUCCAAUUAAAGCUGUCACUUAUCCAACUUAUAAGAUCCAAAAAGUUGGCAUCAAAUCCAAAGAUGGAAUGGGCCUAGUCUUUCAAGCUAAUGUCUUUGGUCCAUACUAUUUAAUACGUAAACUAUUACCUCAAUUGAGUAAAGGUAAGGGUAAAGUUGUCUGGAUCUCCAGUAUCAUGUCAGAUCCAAAAUAUCUUUCUAUGAAUGAUUUAGAGUUACUUCAAUCAGAUUGUUCUUAUGAAGGUUCAAAAAGAUUAUUGGAUCUAUUACACUUUGCCAGUUACAAAAAACUUUUGGAUAAAUAUGGUAUCAAUCAAUAUGUUGUACACCCUGGAAUUUUCACUAGUCAUUCCUUUUUCAAAUAUUUAAACAUUUUCACUUAUUAUGGGAUGCUAUUAUUAUUCUACUUUGCUAGAUUACUAGGCUCUCCAUGGCACAACAUCGAUGGUUAUAAAGCUGCCAAUGCGCCAAUUUAUGUGACACAUCUCGCAAAUCCAAGAUUUGAGCCACACCAUGUUAAAUAUGGAUCUGCCACAUCAAUUGAUGGGAUGGAAUAUAUUAAAAGAACCGACAUUGAUCCUACUGGCUCUUCAGACGUUUAUAAUUAUAUUGAGGAAAAAUGUAAAGAAUGGGACGAAAAGUUGAAGGAUCAAAUUAAACCUACAAGAAUACCAAUUUGA